This is a messenger RNA of Dibothriocephalus latus, 300 nucleotides long. Lineage: Eukaryota; Metazoa; Platyhelminthes; Cestoda; Diphyllobothriidea; Diphyllobothriidae. The record is from the annotation of a GenBank genome assembly.
AUGCAACCCCCCACGCGCGUCUCCACGACCACAGCUCAUGAUCUGCUUUUCGCCGAAGACUACGUUCUCAACAUCACAACAGAAGCUGACAUACAAAGGAAUAUGGAACUCCUUGCCGCCGGUUGCUCAAACUUCGGUCUUACCAUCAACACCAAUAAAACUGUGCUCAUGCACCAACAGCCGUCCGCUGCUAAUUACGCUACUCAACGUAUAAAGGUCAACGGGGCGGAGCUCAACAGCGUGGAGAACUUCGGAUAUCUCGGCAGCACGCUAUCCCGCAACAAAAUAAUCGAUGAGUAG